UGGUCGUCUCUAGAUCAUAUGACUGGACAAGAUGGCGGCCCCCACAGGAGGAAAGCGUGUGACGGGGAGGGGCCAUGUUGAGGGGCCUGUACGGGUGGCACUGCCGUUCCCGAAGAAGGAGCAGCGGCAGCUGGGGUAGGGCACCCAGCAUAAGAGCCUUAAAAUGUCAGGGAGAGGGCUUGAACUAAAUUCACCACAGGAAAAUGAAAGGCUUCGACAUAUGAAAAAAAAGGACUCUCUGCUAAAUAUGUUUGCUCGGCUUCCAGAAGCAGACCAGAAAUUCUUUACACAUGGAGCAUACUUCCUGGGAAUAAAUGGAGGCUUUUGUGGUUUAAUAGCAAACAGUUUGUUCAGACGCAUCCUAAAUGUGACAGAGGCUCGAAUUGUCUCUAGUUUGCCAAUGGCUGUUCUUCCAUUCCUGACAACAGCAGCAAUUUACCACAGUGCUGUAACCCAACCUUUAAUUUCAGGUGAUCUAACGUGUGCAAGCUGUGCCAUAGUCAGAGGAGGAUUAAUUGGGUCUGUUAUAGGUGGUCUAUAUCCCAUUUUCUUGGCCAUUCCUUUAAAUGCAGGACUUGCAGCCAGGUACAGCUCAGCUCCAUUACCUGGCAAAGAGAAUAUGAUACGCUUCUGGCUUAAAGUCUCUCAACCAGUCUUUAAGAAGAUGAGUUUUGCUAUCCUUCUGCAGGCUGCAUUUGGAAUUUACCUCAGCUCAAGACAGUAUGGAAUAUUUAUGAAAAUGCUCCAGUUGCCUGAAGGAAGCAGCAAUCCUGAAGAACUCAAAGAUUAAAACUAAAAAAUACACAAGUCCCUCUAAUGUUUGUGUGGGUUACCACAAUAAACCAUGAAACUAAGCAAGGCAA
This is a messenger RNA of Mauremys mutica (yellowpond turtle), 863 nucleotides long. Its product is annotated as transmembrane protein 126A-like. The transcript has 5 exons. Lineage: Eukaryota; Metazoa; Chordata; Testudines; Geoemydidae. The record is from RefSeq and is a predicted model, not a curated record. The coding region runs from base 164 to 790 and encodes 208 amino acids. Gene Ontology annotation, biological process: mitochondrial respiratory chain complex I assembly. Gene Ontology annotation, cellular component: mitochondrion.